Messenger RNA from Sceloporus undulatus (fence lizard), 9823 nucleotides. It is a transcript of the gene MGA, whose product is annotated as MAX dimerization protein MGA. The record is from RefSeq and is a predicted model, not a curated record. Gene Ontology annotation, molecular function: RNA polymerase II cis-regulatory region sequence-specific DNA binding; DNA-binding transcription factor activity, RNA polymerase II-specific. Bases 1236 to 8939 code for a protein of 2567 amino acids. The transcript has 18 exons. Gene Ontology annotation, cellular component: MLL1 complex; nucleus. Lineage: Eukaryota; Metazoa; Chordata; Lepidosauria; Squamata; Phrynosomatidae. Gene Ontology annotation, biological process: positive regulation of DNA-templated transcription; cell fate specification; regulation of transcription by RNA polymerase II.
GGACAGCGAGGGCUCGCCUCAGGCGCCCUGCCUUUCGACCCACAAAAAUCCAGCAUGGCGCGGGUGAAACGUGCGUGAAUCGAGAAGCUGAGGGAAAGAGGAGGAGCGGAGGAGGGAGAAAAGAGAGGGAACGCUGGCUCCGCGCUCGCCUCAGCAAACGCCGCUGCCUCCGAAACAACAAGGAAGAAGGCUGGGCGGGCGCCAUUAGGAGGACAUGCCGCUCGGGGGAAGGGACGGCAGGGCGCCCUCGCAGGCAAAGCGCCGGGGAAACGCCUGGGCGAGCGAGGAGGGCAGCGAAGGAGCCGAAGGGAGCGGCUCUUAAUGCUGGGGCAGCGGAAAAAUACGGCCACUUGCCCUCCCCCUCUCAGCGGGGAAGGCGCCUCAGUUCUAGAACGUUCGGCUACGCUACGCAGAAGCUCCCCUCCCCCUCAGGCAAAGCCAACGGAGCAUGCGCGGAACGAAGGAGGGGGAGGGGCGGGGCUAGCGGAGAAAGGAAGGAGCGCUCGAGCCGCGGGCACGUGACGCAGCCUGCAGGCGGGGAGGGGGAGGGAGAGAGGGGGAAGAACUGAGGCUCAGGUUCAGGCGCGCGAGGGUCUGCACGGCGCAUGCGCCCUUUGAGGCGCGGCGGCGGCGGCGACGUCACAUGGGUGCGUGCGCACGUUCUCUCCGCCACGAUUUGACUCCUGUGAACACAACAGACUGAGGGAGGAGGAAGAGAAGGACGGAGCCCACCGGCACCUUCUCCUUCGCAGCCGCGCCUAAACAAGGUCCCUCCAGUAGUCGCUCUCUCUGUGUGUGUCUCCGUCUCGCGCGCGGUUUCCCCGCGUGGCUGGCACACCCUCCGUUCCUUCCUCCUUUCUUUCCUUCCCGAGGGUGGGUCCAUCUGAGAAAACUAACACCCGCCGCCUUGGCCCUGAGCAGAGAGGCCCCAGGCCCGGAGGGGGAGGAGAGGAGAGGAGGGCGCGCGCGCGCCUGUCUGGGAGGCGGUUCUUCGCGCCACGCCACGCGCCGGAGCUCCCCAUUCGAGGCGCCGUCGUCGUCGGUUCCUGGCAGCGGGUUCAAGUCAUGAUGGGAAGAUCCCCCUGCCCUUUUGUGGCUGAAGAUGAUAAACUUGGCCAGGUUUUCUUGUCAGAGUAAUAGAGUAUCUUCAUACAUCCUUUUUUUGUAUGAUGCUGCAUAAUGCUCCCCUUUUGAGUAUGACCAAUAUGAAAGAAAAUCAGCCAGAACUGUGAAAUAUGGAAAAUAUUGGAGAAAUUUCAUCAGUUUCCAAAAUGGAGAAGCAAUCAGUUGUGUUAGAAAAUCAGAACGGUGGAACUGUAGCAGGUGCUGCACCUGCUCUUUAUGUCCUUGUGAAACAAAGUACUGGAAAAUCUGACCAAGGAGCCUUGGUUUCAAAUCAAGAUGACUGUGGUCUUGCCAGUAGUGCAGUACAACCAGUGUCUAAAGUGAAAACCACCCUUCCAGCUGAGCGCACCUUAGGAAGUAUUACUGUUACAUUGGACAACAGCAAUAUGUGGAAUGAGUUCUACCACCGUAACACUGAAAUGAUAUUGACUAAACAGGGACGACGAAUGUUUCCAUAUUGUCGAUAUUGGAUAUCAGGUCUAGAUUCCGAUCUGAAGUAUAUUUUGGUCAUGGAUAUUUCUCCUGUUGACAACUUUCGCUACAAGUGGAAUGGCAAUAGUUGGGAGCCCAGUGGGAAAGCAGAACCUCAUGUGCUAGGAAGAGUAUUCAUUCACCCUGAAUCCCCUUCUACAGGUUAUUACUGGAUGCAGCAACCAGUUUCUUUCUACAAACUGAAAGUAACUAAUAAUACCUUGGACCAGGAAGGCCAUAUCAUUUUACACUCUAUGCACCGCUAUCUACCUCGAUUACACCUUGUGCCUGCUGACCAAGCCACAGAUGUUAUCCAGCUGAAUGGUCCUAAUGUCCAUACUUUCACCUUCCCACAGACAGAGUUUUUUGCAGUGACUGCCUAUCAAAACAUCCAAAUUACACAACUAAAAAUAGACUACAACCCAUUUGCUAAAGGGUUUAGAGACGAUGGUCUGAGCAGUAGACUUCAGCGUGAUGCAAAACAAAAUGGUAGCUCAGAGCAGGAAGUAGGUAGUUUAUCUAGUUCUCCCAGCAAUCACAAACAUCCUAAAGAAGAUGAUACUUUGGAUCCAGAGCAGAAAGCUCUAGACAGAUCAUUUGGUGAUACAUGUAACACACAUUUGGAGAGAGAUUCACUCAGCCCAUAUCAUGACUUCCUGGGUUUCAUACAGACAGAUGUUCAUGGAUGUAAUGGCCAAGCAUUAAAGCAGGAAACAUCUGAAAGUCCAAUAGCUUCUCAAAAUGUCUCUCAUGCGGCAUCCCCACUAAACUCAAAUGGAGGUGUUGAGGUUAAGGAGGAACCAGUAGAUGACUAUGAUUAUGGGCCAAGUGUGACUGUGGAAGGGAUAAGUGUGAAGCAGGAAGACAAUGAUGUAGCAGAGGAGUAUCUCAACAGCAGUGAUUCAGUUCUGGAGCGGCAGCUGAAGAAACAAAAUGGAAUGGACAAAAAGGAAAGUGGAUCCAAUAAGCGACCCCAUGAUGGCCAGCUGGGUGUUGCCAGAGCAAAAAUGUUAAAGUUGGAUAAUGGCAAGUUGCCUGUUGUAUACUUAGAACCCUGUGCUGUCACUAGAAGUACAGUAAAGGUUUCUGCCCUUUCACCAGUCGUGUCACCUUCUAAGGAUGAGCAGUCUCCUUUGAGUCGUUCAGUGGAAUCAUUUCCUACUUCAUUUGAAAAUAGUGUUAUCUCUAGUCCAUUUGAAGCUAAGGAAACAGAUGAAAUACCAACUGGAAAACAGAUACCUGAGGAUAAUGUGUCACAAAGAUGUUCUUUAGUAAGAGAGAUGCCCUGGGAAAAUAAUGAAACAUCUAGCAAUUUGGCCUCAGAAAAUAAGGUGCCUAGUUGUAAUGUCAAGACCUCUGCAUAUAGUGAUCCCUCUUUAGCAAAAGUUAAACCCACUGGAAAAAAGUCGAAUGCACUAAGGAAUAGUAUUUCCUGCAAGAAUAUUACUGACAAUCAAAAUAUUGGGUUGCCUGGUCAACGCAAAAGGGGAAGGCCACGGAAAAUAAAGCACCCGGGAGUUGGAAGACCACCUAAAUGCACUGGAAGGUUGAUUACAACAAGUAAUUAUGCCUCUUUGGAACCUCAUGGUAUUCAUUUGGAUGUUAAGCCUGAUCUUGUGGAUGUGGAUGGUGUGCUGUUUGUAUCCUUUGCAUCCAAGGAAGCUCUUGAUAUCCACAGUGUGGAUAGAACUGAAGAAAAAGAAUUGAAAAAUACACAGACCAUUUCACUGACUACAUGUGAUCCCUGUGUUGACCAAGGUGUUCAAAUGAUACAACAGCUGGAAAAAGAAUUGUUGGAAGAUCUGAAGUCUUUUAAGUACCGGCAAGAGAUACAUCCUAGCCUUCGAGAAGUGGGAUUAAAGCUGAAUUCUGUGGACCCAGCAAUGAGCAUUGAUCUAAAAUAUUUGGGUGUGCAGCUGCCAUUAAGUUAUUCAGAUCACUAUGCUUCAUGGAAAAACUUGAGGGGCAGUUCCAGUUCUGCUGAUACUGGGGUUCCCUUUGUUUCCAGGACUGGCAAGACAAAUGAUUUCACAAAAAUUAAGGGAUGGCGAGAAAAGUUGCAUAGUUCUUCAAAAAAUGAAGGUAUCAUUAUAGAAGGCUCCUUGAAGAACCGAUCUGCCUUUUGCAGUGAUAAGCUUGAUGAGUACUUAGAAACUGAAGGGAAGUUGUUGGAAACAAGUAUGGGAUUAUCACCCAGCACAUCCAGUUCUCCUGUGGUUUAUCAGCUUCCAACUAAAAGUACUAGUUAUGUCAGGACACUGGAUAGUGUUCUGAAAAAACAAUCCAUCAUUACUACUUCCAACUCUUACAAUUUCAAGCGUCUUUCUGUGCCUUCUGUCUCUAAAAGGAAGAGACGAAAAAUAAAGAAUAGAAAGCAAGCUAUUCUUAAAAGCAAAGAAAAGUCUGUACCUGUUGUAAGAAAGCAGAAGCGCAACUUACCAGUCUUGGAAGAGAAAGUCACCAGCUCUCAGCCUAGUAAACAAGGAGCAAAUGAGGCAGAGGCUCUCCUAGCCAUAGAAGAAAGUAUGCAGGGGAAACAGAUCACUGUGCGUCAACCACAGCAGCAACCACAGCAGAUUAGUCGUUUGCCAAGUUUAUCUAAAACUCAGUUGAGACUGAUGGACUUGGAGGAUUGUGCAUUGUGGGAUGGUAAACCACGGACCUAUAUUACUGAAGAAAGAGCAGACCUAUCUCUGACAACUUUACUCACUGCUCAAGCUUCACUCAAAAACAAGCCUAUCCAUAAAAUAAUGAAAAGUCGAGCUCCGCCCUGCAACAAUGAGUUUUGCCGGCUUGGAUGUAUCUGUUCUAGUUUAGCUCUUGAGAAACGUCAGCCUGCACACUGCCGCAAGCCAGAGUGUAUGUUUGGUUGCACUUGCCUAAAAAGAAAAGUGGUCCUAGUUAAAGGAGGUUUGAAGAAGAAAAAGAUUCUGGAGAAGCCUCUGCAGGGGAGGCAAAAGUUACAUUGUGGGGAAAAACUUGACCAGCAGGAGCAGGACACUGAAAAAGAGAAGGAAGAAGACAAAUUGAAUGGAAAAGAUAAGAAGAGGAAAACAAAGAUGGAAUAUACUAUCUGUGAUACAGAACCAGAGGAGUCUGUUAAGCAUUUUCCAUUGUGGGUAAAAGUAGAUGGUGAAUUGGAUCCAGAACCAAUUUAUAUCCCAACGCCAUCAGCUGUAGAACCAACCAAACCUGUGAUGCCACCAGACCCAGAGGUCUUACCAUCUGAUGACAAGCCCUCAGCCGAUGAAGUCAAGCUUGCAACUGGUGUCAAGCCAACACGCGUGUACACACCUAGACCCAAUCCAGUGAUACGAGAAGAAGAUAAAGAUCCUGUUUAUUUGUAUUUUGAAAGUAUGAUGACUUGUGCUCGUGUUCGAACAUACACACGCAAGACACAGGAGAAAAAGCAUCAGCAAAAGUGUCUUCCAAGUUCUGAGAAACCCAUUGAAAAGGAGCAUCAUCCUGAGCUUCAGCCCAUCAAAACAGAAGAGGAUAAAGAGUCUGGAGAGAAGAACUGCUGGUUUUCCUGUAGUGCUGAGGAUCCAGCCAUUUCUUACGUACAUCAUACCACUCCAGAUGGAAGAACCAAGCUAGUUGAGAUUGUCUCUGACUGCAGUUGGGAAGAGGAUCGCAAUGAGAUCUUGAACACCUUAUCACAGCACAUCAAGAAUAAGAUGCCCAAGUCCCUCAAAGUAGGAAAUUACAUUAUUGAUCUAGAAUGUGAAGGCAAAACCUGGGGUGAGAAGAACACCCCUAUCUAUACUUCCCGAGUGAAAAUCUCCAUGCAGUCCUGUGAAAACCAGAGUGAAAAGGACCAAAUCACCAUUUUAGAGACUUCUGAUUUGUCAUCAUGCAAAAAGACAGAAAAAAACAAAUCCUUAACACCUGGCAUGUUACGGGAACAAAGAAAGAAAGGCUUGCCCUUCUAUGCUGGCCUUUCUUCUGCAGGAAAACUUUUUGCCUACACAUGCAAAUCUGGUUUGGAUCCAUCAAGUUUAAUUCAGGUUAAUGGUAAGAACUACCCACAGGCCAAACUGCUUUUGGGACAGAUAGGAGCAUUACAUCCAGCUAGUCGACUUGCUGCUUAUCUCACAGGCAGAUUGCGCCCAGCAAUGCUUGAUCUCUCAACAAUCAGUACGGUAAUAUCCAAGAUGGCUUCCAGUACUAAGGUUGCUACUUCUGAAUCACAGUCAGCUGAGACACCUGCAUCAGAAACUUUGAAAACGAUAUUUUUAGAUAACUCUACAUUGAAUUCUACGUUAACACCACCAAAUGCUAAAGCUAAUGCCUCAGCACAGAGAAAAAUAGCUAUCCGCCCAUUACUGGAUGGUGUUACCUCUCAGUUGGUUGUAAGUGCAGUUGGAGCUCUGCAACAGAAGAUUCCUGGAAUUAGAACACCCCAACCUCUGACAGGACCACAAAAAUUUAAUAUCAGAUCUACACUUUCUUCUGGAACAGCUACAGUUCCUGCUGCUGCUACCACCACUAUUACUGUGGCAUCACUUCCUGUAACUACUCCUAGCCCUUCGCAGUGUAAGAAAGCUUUCAGUACUCCUGCUAUUGCUAUGGCAAAUGCUACUGAGGCACCAGAAAAUAGUAUUGUGUCAGUUGCAACGUCUGCAGUUACUGUUAAAAUAUCAAAAUCAACUGGAAUAGUUACACCAGUUGCAACUAUUGCUUUUACCAAGUCUGCAAUAACCACAUCAGCUCCAGUGUUAACAGCAUCUUUAUCUACAGUUUCACCCACAACUGCAUCCAUAGCCACAGUAACAACGCCGACUUCACUGAUUGGGUCUGUUGGUUCUGGACCAUUGGGAAUUCACAAAAGUCCAUUAUCUAGUGAAAAGCCAGGCACCAUAAGCCCUCCAAGUUUUCCUCCUGGAGCAGAGAAACGUAUGGGACCACGGCUGCUUUUGAUUCCAGUAAAUUCAGGUUCACCUACUUUGCGACCUCAAAACAUGCAACUUGCUCAAGGGAAGAGAAUGAUUUUGCAACCUAUAAGGAAUCCUGGGGGUGUGAAUCUCUACCGACAUCCCAAUGGCCAGAUUAUCCAGCUUGUUCCCCUGCAUCAGCUCCAAACUACAGGAUCCCAGCCUAGUUUACCACCUGUAAUUCUCCGAAAUUCAGGCUCUGUUGUGGGAAUCAGGUUGCCUACACCCUCUAAGACUCCUGAAACUUCUGUCUGCCAGUCCUCUCCUGUUUCAUCUGUGAUUCAGACUACCACAGCUACAUCAGUUUUGUCUGUAACUCCUACUUUUUCUGAAUACACAACCACAGAGACCACUUCUGUUUUGCCUGAGACCUCAACCACCAUACCUACUUCGCUAUUACCCAGUACACCUACCAUUGAAGUUCCUUCAAUGUCUCUGCCCCUUGCUGUUGUUUCAACACCUCCUAACAUUGAAGCAGCUUCACUCUUAUCCAUACCCUGUACUUCUGAUAUGUCUUUAUUGCCUAUAUCCCCUUUGCCUACAUCUGUGCCCCCUACCUCUAAAGGUCUUUCAGUUGUCACUGUGCCCUCAAUCAGUGAUGUACCAUUAGUAUUGCCCAUACCACCUCCCACUGUAUCUGCAUCUUCUGUUACUGAGGCCCCUUCUAUUCUGCCCAAGCAACCUACAACUGAGGGCCCUUCAGUUUUGUCUGUGCCUAGUACCACUGAUGCUCCUCUCUUGCUGCCCACCACUGAAGCCCAUUCUGUUUUGCCUGAACCCACUGUGGAGUCUUCAGUUAUGCCUGUGUCCCCUGCCUCUCAGGGCCCAACUACUCUGUCUAGGUCUGCUGCAACUCAGGAUUCUUCCGGUCUAUCUGUGCCUCCUGUAACUGAUGUCCCUUUGGUUUUGGCUAUGCCAUCUUCUGCCACACCUGUUCUCCAUUCCACUGAAAUCCCUUCUACUUUGUCCACAUCUAUUACAAACUGUACUUUGAAGUCCAUUACAUCUAUGCCCAUAUGUCCUGUUUCAGCUACCCAAGCAGCACCUGUCAUUUCACCAGCUUUUGUUCCUGUAUCCCAAACUGGAACAUUGACUCUGAGAAUUUGUCCUUCAGGAAUAAAAAGUAACACGAAUCAUAUGAGUUCAGAUUUUAAAAUAAAAUGUAGCAGUAGUGGGCAACCAAACACUACAGAUAAUCUAAACUCUCUUCGGUCUGGCAGCUUUGCUUUGCUUCAAUUUCCAGGGAAGAAGAAUAUUCCAAGCCCUGCUGUGAAACAAGUUGCUUCCCUUGAGAGUAAGAAUAAUGAGUUCAGUGCCAUUAAACUAGAAGAAAACAUAACAAAUUCACAAGUUGUGGGAACUGUGGAGCCAAAAGAAAAUAAACUGCCAGCCAAUCAACCAGAGUUGCAUGCUGAAGAGCUUACGUGUGACCAGAAUGGUGGUACAUUAGAGAGAGCUAACAAAGAUGCAAAAAUCACACUACAGUUAGUAAGGGGUGCUGAUAUAUCAUCAGACCCUACCUAUAUCAGUGAGGACAAAAAAAGUGAAGAAGAAGUGAUGGUUAAAAGGAAGCAUGUUAAAAAUCCUGAGGACACUGAAGGCAAAGUUUUAUAUAGUUGUGACACUGUACCUGAGAGCUGCAGUGAGACUGCAGCCCUUGCACAUGACACGUUAGAAGAGGAAAAAGUUGAACAGUUAAAAAGUUCGUAUGAAGAGCAAACAGACUGUAAUCAAGCACAAAACCCAGAUGCUGGUAUAGAAGGAGCUGAGCAGACGCAGUUAGAUAUGGAAAAGAGAAUAAUUGCUGAAUGGCCUCAGGAAUCAUGGAACAAACACAAGGUAAACAUUGAUUCUACAAAGAAAGUAGCAAACAAGUUGAAACCUCUUUUAUGGGAAACACAAGAUCCAGUACCACUGGGAAGCAACAUGAACGAAAAAGAUAACUUUGUGGUAGCUGAGAGGAAAACAGAAGAACUGAGAGAGAAGACCACUAGUGUCGAAGUCCAAGAUAAUGAAUCAUCAAACAAAAAUUUGGACAAUGGUCAGGAAUUUUUACCUAAAAUAAAUCCUGAUUUGCAAGAGAAUGAUAAGACUAAUAGGCAUAUAAAGGAAGCUGCUGAUACUCAAGAAGAAAGCCAAACAUUUAGGCAGUUGGUUGCUUUGGAAUACAGUACUAGCAUAGGUGCCGAUAAGCAUGUUGAGAAAUUUGCUAAAUGCAUACAGCAGAAUACUCUGAAAACCAGCCAUCACAGAAAGGAUUCUCCACCCAUUAUUGAUAUUACCAUGGACGACACAGAAAAAGAAGAAAAAACAGAUGACUCUGCAGAUGAGAUGGUUGAUGAGAUAUCUGGCUAUCAGAGUGAAGAUGUAGUGAAUCUUGAGACAAUGGUGAGUAAGGUUUUAAAUUAAAAAGUUUACUCUUGGUAUAAAGUGAUUUAAACAAGAUCACGUUUACCUUAUUUCGUUUUAAUUUAGUGAGAUUGCAUUAAAUUACCUUAAAUUAACAGAAUUUAAAAAGUUAUGCCCAGCAGUGAAAAAAACUUAAAUUCCUAGUCAACAUAGAUUUCAGAAUGUAAUGUUAAGCAUCUGGAAAUGUUACAUACCCUUAUUAUUGGCCCAUAGCUAAAAAAUACAAUGAUUCUCAAAAGCAGAACUUUGGGCUUGGGAUAUUUGUAAUUUUUUAAAAUAAUUUAUUUACAUAUGUUUUAUGGUCCAUAAUACAACAUGUAUAAUAAAACUUUACAAAAUAUUAUCAUUAUUAGAUUACAUACUUUUCACCCCUCCCCUCCCUCCUUCCCCUCCGAUGGCUGUGACCAAGUAACUUAGGCCCUCUUCAGAAGGGCCUUUGUGGGGGCCCCGUCAUGUGCUAGGGGUUGGCCGAGGGCGCACCACCCAUACUGGCCUCACCCCUAGCACGUGACGGGGGUGUCAAAAUGGUGGUGCCCUGUACACAUGGGUGCCGACAUUUUGAUGCGAUGGAAGCUUAGUGUCCACAUGUCCCGGCGUCAUUGUGCCAUUGCCGCACUGCGGUGUCACAAACACGCCACAAGAAGAACCCGCUUUUUAAGGGUUCUUUUUGCUGCGUGAGGGAGCCACACGGUUUGUCCGUUGUGGCUCCCUCGCUCAGCAAAACAAGGCACGGAUAGACCGCCCUUUUUGGGCGGCCUGUAUCCUGCCUUUGUACCCAGUAUCCAUAAUGUGGAAUAUGUUAUUAAUAAUUUCUCUAACUUCAUUGUACCGCCUUGGGAUAUUUGUAGUAAUUUUCCAGCUGCAUAUCUAAUGCCAGAGUUUGA